UCAUAAUGGUUUGUGUUGGCACAGAUGUAACACUGACAUUUAGCUGACAUUUCAAAAUUAACCAAAAUAAAUACAAAUGGCAACAAAAUCCGUAGCUACUGCGACAGUCCGCGCUGUGAAACGUAAACUUCUACCAUCCAGGGCAGCUCUGGUUCUUACACCAAGGGCUGUUUCAAGAAUUAAGGAAAUUUUACAAGAUAAAAAUGAAUAUAUAGGUUUAAAAAUUGGUGUUAGACAACGAGGUUGUAAUGGCCUGUCAUACACGCUGGACUAUGCAACAAAUAAAGAAAAAUUGGAUGAAGAAGUGAUACAAGAUGGGAUUAGGGUGUUUAUAGACAAGAAAGCACAACUUACUCUAUUAGGAACUGAAAUGGAUUUUGUAGAGAAUAAAAUUAGUUCAGAGUUUGUAUUCAAUAAUCCCAAUAUAAAAGGUACCUGUGGAUGUGGAGAAUCAUUUAGUGUAUAGUAAAACAAAGUGAACUAGUCAUUUGUAUAUAGAUAUUUAUUGAAUAAUAAAAUUAGAAGUUAUCUUAA
Aethina tumida (small hive beetle) is the source of this 534-nucleotide messenger RNA. It is a transcript of the gene MagR, whose product is annotated as iron-sulfur cluster assembly 1 homolog, mitochondrial. Gene Ontology annotation, biological process: iron-sulfur cluster assembly. Gene Ontology annotation, cellular component: cytoplasm; mitochondrion. Gene Ontology annotation, molecular function: 2 iron, 2 sulfur cluster binding. Lineage: Eukaryota; Metazoa; Arthropoda; Insecta; Coleoptera; Nitidulidae. Bases 77 to 466 code for a protein of 129 amino acids. The transcript has 5 exons. The record is from RefSeq and is a predicted model, not a curated record.